AUGGCGUUCAUCGACGUACCGGUCGGCACCAGGCUGAACAGCAUGCUGGCGGGGUACUUCAGCAAGACGGUCGCGUGCCUGGUGAGCCGACGCCAAGGCGAGUGCGUCGCGUGGUUCCAGGCCAACCCGCGAUUCGUCGAUCGAUUGGUGGAACACGUCGGAGUCCUGGCGGUGGCGGAGGUGCUGCUGAGGCUGGUGGGAGCCGACGAUCCGGGGAGCAUGAUGCCGAUGCAGAGUAUGUUGUUGUCCGCGAUGGGCGCGUCGGGAGAUCAGAGCGCGUGGCUCGUGGACACGCCGCUGCUCGAUCGACUCCUCGACGCGCUAGACGCCGAGUCUUCGUCCUUCGCGGUUGGAGCGUCCGACGUCCAAUCCGAAGGCUCCUCCCCCGAGGACGCCGCGGCGACGAGGACGACGCGACAGGCGAACGCGGCGGAGGUGCUCGUGGGCAUCGCUCGCGGCGCCCCGUCCGCGCUCGCCGCGAAGCUCUCCGGAAAGGAGGCGAUGUCCAAGCUCUUUGAACGCGGUUUAAACGCGUCGCCCCCCGGGUACGGCGACGGCGCCGAGGGCAAAGGCGGGAACCCCGACGGUUCGCGCGUCACCGCGCACGACGGCGCGUCGUCCUCGCCGCUCGUCAACGUGCUCGACAUCGCCAUCGCCAUCAUCGACGCCAAGCGCGCGGCGAGUGGGCCGAUGCAGACCAUGCGCGCGAUGCUCGCGGCGGAGACGGGAAGCGCGCCGGCGGCUUCGCCGCCGCCGCCGCCAGAGGCGUUGGACGCCUGCGUGCGUUACCUCGAGCCGCUCGUGGCGCAGCUGGACGUGGCGAACGACGGUAGCAGCCAAAGAACGACGUGGGGUACGAUCACGCCCCCGCUGGGCAUGCGACGGGUCAAGAUCGUGGACAUGAUCGCGACAAUCGUCGGGUGUAAGGACGACGCCGCCGCGACGAGAAUUCUCGAGACCGGCGCUCUCGUCAAGUGCGCGGAGCUCUUCGUGAGAUACCCGUUCAACAACUUUCUGCACCACCACUUCGAGAACGCCGUCGCGGCGAUCCUGGACUGGGGUCACCCCGCCCUCGUGUCCCACCUGUUCGCGUCGAGAGCUGACGGCGGUGUGGACCUGGUGGACGUCAUCGUCAACGCGCCGAGGUUUGCCGAGACGACGCGGGGUCCGGUUCGAGCCGGGAACGCGGGCCACGUCACGCGCAUGGCCAACCGACUCGUCGCGGUCGCCCUCGGCGAGUCGCUCUCCCCCGCGCCUAAGACGACGCGCGUGGGCGUGGGCGUGGGUGGGUUCGACGACCCCGACGACGACGACGACGACGAGGAGGAGUCGGAGGAGGCCAAGGCUCGACGCGAGGAUCGCGAAGCGGCGGCGGAACGCUCGAGGUCCAUCGCCGUGGCUGCGCUGGACGCGGACGCGCGGUGGCGCGCGUACGUCGAAGGCGAGCUCGGCGACAGGAAUCAGAUCGAGAACGUGUACAAGUGGGCGUGCGGCCGCCCCGCGGGCAUGGACGAUCUCGGUCUGAACGAGGAUGACGAGGAGGAUGGCGACUUCGACAUUGGGCUGGGCGCCGGUUUCUCUCGCGAUUCGUACCACCGGUACGGCGGCGCCGACGACGACGACGACGACGACGAAGAGGAGGACGGGGCGGACUCCGACGACGCCGACGACGACGACCUCGACCCGCUCACCGCGAGGGGCGCCGCGUUGCUGUUCCAGGGCGACGCCAACGCCAGGCUGGCGAGUCUGACGCUCGGUCGGAACAAUCACCCGGACGUGAUGAUUGAGGAGUUGGGCGAGGAGAUGGAUUCGGCCGGGGGGGAUCCGGACGACGACGCGGACACCGUCGAGGUUCCCGCGUCGGUCGUCUCGCUGUUCGGUCGGUCGUCCCUCGGUGGCGAGGGCGGCGGCGCGGCCGGCGACGACGACGACGUCGUCCUCGCCGAUUCCGACGACGAGGGCCAAACUCUGAGCCCAAAGUCGCCAGACGCGAGGUCGGAGAAGGUUGAGCACGACGCCCCGGAGCUGAUGCGUGAGUACGGGUCGUCAAACUUUUGGGGGAGCGCCAUCGACGAUUCGCUCGUGCCGGAUGACAUCUAG
Molecule: messenger RNA, 2100 nt
Organism: Micromonas commoda
Lineage: Eukaryota; Viridiplantae; Chlorophyta; Mamiellophyceae; Mamiellales; Mamiellaceae
Exons: 1
Coding region: 1-2100 (699 amino acids)
Molecular function (GO): protein phosphatase binding; protein phosphatase regulator activity
Source: RefSeq, a predicted model, not a curated record